UGUAAGCAACAACAGGUGCAUUGUGUAUGACAGUUACCCCAGGUGACCACAACAAACAAUGCCGAAAAACGCGCGGGUGACCCUUUGCAACGGACCUUAUGAAUCCAAUGGAGUAGUAGAACACAGGAACUUCCGCCUGCAGGGUCUUCAGGCCGCUCUGACAGCGCGCGGGCACCAGUGCGUCUUGGAAGACACGCGCGAGUGGAACAUGGUGGAGCUCGUGGUCAACGGGGAGGUCGUCUUCCGCUGUAAUAUAAAGCAGCUGGAGUUUGGUGGAGAUGGACAACUGGACCCUGUUUGCAAAGAAGCUGUUAAUGCUGUGGAGAACGCUUACUGAAGAUAACAGAAAU
Molecule: messenger RNA, 350 nt
Organism: Sander lucioperca (pikeperch)
Lineage: Eukaryota; Metazoa; Chordata; Actinopteri; Perciformes; Percidae
Gene: c15h10orf53
Product: chromosome 15 C10orf53 homolog
Exons: 3
Coding region: 59-337 (92 amino acids)
Source: RefSeq, a predicted model, not a curated record